Molecule: messenger RNA, 771 nt
Organism: Penicillium chermesinum
Lineage: Eukaryota; Fungi; Ascomycota; Eurotiomycetes; Eurotiales; Aspergillaceae
Exons: 2
Coding region: 1-771 (256 amino acids)
Source: RefSeq, a predicted model, not a curated record
AUGAAGUUCUUCACUCUCCUCCUCUCCUUAGCCGCAGUCUCCAAUGCUGCCCCAACAGGGAUCUUCGAUAACAACUUUGAUUUCUCCGAAGACCUUCUUGACUACUAUGGCAAAGUGAGCCAGUAUAUCGACAAAUACCGACAAAACCCCGGCGCUGCCUAUGCAUGCGAUGUUAGCAAGAUUGCUCUUCCAUCUUACGCUGCCGGCCUGGCGGAUCAACCCUCGGGUUUGAAACCCAAGUAUGUCGCAUUGGGCCGUGGCACACAGAACUACACCUGUGCCGAUUCUACCAAGGAGACCACCCCUACUGCAAUCGGCGCCGUGGCAGACCUCUUUAAUGCGACUUGUAUUGCGGCUAACUACCCUGACCUUAUGGAAUUGAUGCCCAACGCCGCCUACAGAAUGUCGCUGCCCACUGAUACGAAGCUCCUCAGCAGCCUUCGUCUUCCUCUUGGCAAUAUGCAGCUCCUUGGCCACCACUUCUUCCACGACGCUACCACCCCAGAGUUCAACCUGGAUACCACCAUCGACAGGCAGUUUGGCGUGCUGAUGACCAACAAGGUCAGCCAGCUCAAGGCUCCUUCCAAUGCCUUCCAGGGACAAAAUGGGGCUGUGGCCUGGUUAUACCUCAAGACUGUCGCAGGCACUGUUGGCGACUACAAGGCCGUCUACCGAGUGAACACUGCUUCCGGUGCAGCCCCGAAGACUUGCGAAGGACAGCCUCCCUCUUUUGAGAUGCAGUACUCAGCCAACUACUAUUUUUUUGACUAG